GAGAGUCUGCCUUGGUGGCUAGAGCCAAAGUAUGCCUUCAGUUGGCGAGGCACGCGAGAGUGAGUGAGUGUGGCUCGGAAGCUCUUGAUAAGAGGUAGGGAAGAAUUGGGGCUCCAAGAGCUGCUUACCCCCGAAAUCCUCGAAGCCUCGGUCUGAGAUUGAGUCCUGCAGCUUGACCUACCAUUCCUUCAAUCUUCAAACAACUAGUCAUCAUUUUCGUGUAACAUUGGCCAAUGUAGCACCGAGAAAAGAGCGAUAAACCAGGGUUGUGGCAGAAAUGUCCCUCAUAAUCCGAUGUGCCGAUGUAUCCCUCCCUCUCGAGGACCGAAUCAAUUGGGGAUAGUGAGCGGCUCAGCAACCCAUCACUUCUUUGCUCGGGUUACAGCAAAUCAGAACACAGAGACACCACAUGGCCCAAAUUGUGGCUGGUUGCCUGUCGUUUCUGCCUCCGAGCAUCACGUCGGCCAACGAAACAGAAGCACUAGCCACAUCAUGCACGUUGAAGCUUCCAUUGAGGCCCUCGAAUUUAUUAGCUGCAGAGCACCAGCCACAAUCUCUCCGGGGACAGUGACGGACUUUCCGCAGUGGCUCCGACUUCAACCACCGGCAGGUCUUCAUUUCCCCGACAAGAGACACAUGCGACGUCUCAUUGAAUGCCGGUGCCGUGUUCUUAGCGCCUUGGAGACCUCUGAGAACCGUGUGGUGGAGCCCACAAGAUUAUCCCUCAUGAUCGCUGUGGCUUAUACCAUGCAUGGUGGGCAGUAUGUGACCAGUAUUCUCCCCGGGUCCCAGAGUCUUAUUCCCCAGUCGGCACACGAGCUUCUCCUAAAGGAAGGUGUCGAGUGUCCUUGCAUGUUCUCGAAGGAUGAAAGAAGACCUUGUCAGGGGCUCUCGAACGGGGACGAUACCGCGAAGGGUUUAGACGCCCCUCCACGACUUGCCACGCACCGGGUUUCUGGGACGUUCGAAGUGGGUGUAACGGCCCGUAGCCUUGGGAGGAGCAAGCCGGGUUGGGUCCGGUACGGCAAGGGGGUGUGAAGCAGGAUGCGAAGUUGGUCAUCUCCAGUCUGGGGCAAAUCACCGGCCAACGGUAGGAUGGCGGUUAGGUCAAGUCUAGGUGCGAACGGCCGCGGAUCGCCGGCGGACCAUUGUGUUAUUGUCCCUUUCUAGAGCUCAAUGGUUUUUGCUCUGGUCAAUCUGGCUUCGACUACAGUAUUUGGCAGGUCGCCAGUACCUCAU
Messenger RNA from Colletotrichum godetiae, 1239 nucleotides. RefSeq lists its product as uncharacterized. The record is from RefSeq and is a predicted model, not a curated record. The transcript is spliced from 2 exons. The coding region runs from base 295 to 1038 and encodes 247 amino acids. Lineage: Eukaryota; Fungi; Ascomycota; Sordariomycetes; Glomerellales; Glomerellaceae.